Molecule: messenger RNA, 294 nt
Organism: Paramecium sonneborni
Lineage: Eukaryota; Ciliophora; Oligohymenophorea; Peniculida; Parameciidae
Source: the annotation of a GenBank genome assembly
AUGCAUAGUUAACUUCUUAUAAUCAUACUAAUUGCUCGAAUUAUAAUAGUAUACAAUUAGUAUUCUCAUUCUGAUUGUUCUGGAUGGCUAUCAUCUUGCACUAUUAAUAAUUCAACAACUGGAUGUGAAACAACUUAUUCAAAUGUAUCAUACACUUAAUCCAUUAAUUAAUGUUAUAGUUGUACAAAUACUUGGAUGCCUACUUGUGAAUUACAUAGCUCAAAUACUUAUUUUGUCGAUAAAACUUGUCUGAGGAUCAUUAUCGCCUGCAAAUUGUAGCAGCUAUUUAAGUGA